UCUGCUCAAGUCCAGUAGAAGCCACACACAGCAGACUUGUGUUUCUGCCGAGGGCACCAGUUUUCCAUCAUCUAUUUUUUAUAGCACUGAUACUAAACCAAUUGCAGCAAAUGAAGGGUAUUAUUUCUGGCUGGGGUGCAUCACGAUGCUGAUUUGCACUUCCUUGCAAACAGGUUUUCUGUUGGUUUUUAUCCUUUACCAUGGGAGACUCGGUUCAACAAAAUAGCCAGAAUAGGACAGACUCAUAUACCAUUCUGAUCUGGGUGCAUUUCUUCAGAAGGAAUAUUGAAGACUUUAAUAACAAACCCUCCAAGGUCAAAAUGAAUACAGAUAGCGGUGGGUGUGCUCGCAAACGUGCUGCCAUGUCUGUCACAUUAACAUCUGUGAAGAGAGUUCAAAGUUCUCCAAACCUAUUGGCUGCAGGGCGUGAUUCUCAGUCACCAGACUCAGCUUGGAGAUCUUACAAUGAUCGAAAUCAAGAGACACUGAAUGGAGAUGCUACAUAUUCCUCUCUUGCAGCAAAAGGUUUUAGAAGCGUUCGACCAAACCUACAAGAAAAAAAAUCGCCACCUCAGAGCCAGAUAACAGUGAAUGGAAACUCUGGAGUUGCUGUGAGUCCAAUGAGUUACUAUCAAAGGCCGUUUUCCCCAUCCGCUUACUCUCUACCGGGUUCAUUCAAUUCCAGCCUUACCAUGCAUCAUGGCCGGUCACUUGACUCCACAGAGACAUAUCCUCAGCAUGUGCAGUCCCUGGACAGCUCAAUACCACUGUACAGAUCGUCAGAGGAAGAGAAGAGAGUGACGGUCAUCAAAGCCCCACAUUACCCAGGGAUUGGGCCUGUUGAUGAAUCUGGAAUCCCCACGGCCAUUAGAACGACAGUUGACAGACCGAAGGACUGGUAUAAGACAAUGUUUAAGCAAAUUCACAUGGUGCACAAGCCUGAUGAUGACACAGACAUGUAUAAUACUCCUUAUACCUAUAAUGCAGGCCUGUACAACUCACCCUAUAGUGCUCAGUCACAUCCUGCAGCGAAGACCCAGACCUACAGACCCCUGUCCAAAAGUCACUCUGACAACGGCCCAGAUGUCUUUAAGGAUGCCUCCUCCCCGGUCCCGCCCCCACAUGUUCCUCCUCCAGUUCCUCCACUUCAACCCAGAUAUCGGUCUUCAACGGAAAAGCAUGACUGGGAUCCUCCAGACAGAAAAGUGGACACAAGAAAAUUUCGUUCCGAGCCAAGGAGUAUUUUUGAAUAUGAACCUGGGAAGUCGUCAAUUCUACAGCAUGAAAGACCACCCCCUCUCCCACCAACUCCAACACCUGUUCCACGGGAACCUGGCCGGAAAACUUUUCCUACCUCACCCUGUGGAGAAGUAACUGGUAGCCCCUCCCCUCCGCCCCGGAGCAGCAUCCCCACACCAAGCCCUGGCACCCCGGCUCUCUCUCCCAUCUGGACUGAUCGCAUAAAUCCAGAUGACAUAGAUUUAGAAAAUGAGCCCUGGUAUAAAUUCUUUUCAGAACUGGAGUUUGGACGCCCGCCUCCUAAAAAGGCUCUGGACUAUGUUCAAGAUCAUUCUCCUGGUGUUUCCAAUGAGGCCUCCUUGUAUCAAUCCUCUAUAGACAGAAGCUUGGAAAGGCCAACUAGCUCUGCAAGCAUGGCCAGUGACUUUAGGAAAAGGAGGAAGAGCGAGCCAGCAGUGGGGCAGCCCAGGGGCCUGGGGGAUCAGAGUGCAAGCAGGACCAGCCCAGGUCGAGCAGACCUCCCGGGAUCAAGCGCUACCCUGACCAAGUCUUUCAUUGGGUCUUCUCCUUCUUCCCCCUCAAGAGCAAAAGGUGGGGAUGAUAGCAAAACAUGCCCACCCCUUUGCGGUUACUCAGGGCUCAACGGUAACCCCUCUGAGUUAGACUACUGUAACGCCUACAGACAGCACCUGGACAUCCCGCGGGACUCGCCGAGGGCCAUUUCUUUCAAGAAUGGCUGGCAAAUGGCCCGGCAGAAUGCAGAAGUCUGGAGUAGCACUGAAGAAACAGUAUCCCCCAAAAUCAAAUCCCGUAGCUGUGAUGACCUCCUAAAUGAUGACUGCGAUAGCUUCCCUGACCCAAAAAUCAAGUCAGAAAGCAUGGGCUCCCUGUUAUGUGAAGAAGAUGCCAAGGAGGCCUGUCCCCUACGCUGGGCAUCCCCCUACGUCCAGGAGGGCCGCGGUAAUGGCAGGUCGAGGCUGCGCCACAGGUCAGCUCAUGACACCCCGGGAUUCCUGAAAAUGUAUAAGAAAAUGCACCGCAUCAACCGUAAGGAUUUGAUGAACCCAGAGGUGAUCUGCUCCGUCAAGUCGAGGAUAAUGCAGUACGAAAAGGAGCAGCACAAGGGCCUGCUGCAGGGCUGGAGCCAGUCCUCAACGGAGGAGGUGCCCAGGGACAUGGUACCCACCCGCAUUUCUGAAUUUGAGAAGCUGAUCCAAAAGUCAAAGUCCAUGCCAAAUUUAGGAGAUGAAAUGCUGUCUCCGGUCACCCUAGAACCACAGCAAAAUGACCUAUAUCCCAAGAGACGAUUUUCCAUUGAGUCUUUGCUGGAGGAAGAAACUCAGAGCAGGCACCUUUCUCAGGUACAACGAAGCUACAAGCCUAAAACCCUGGUGCCCAUCCAUAUCGAAGUCACCAGCGAGGAGCAGCCGCGAGCCCACGUGGAGUUUUCUGACAGCGACCAAGACGGCGUCGUGUCCGACCACAGCGAUUACAUCCACGUGGAAGGAUCGUCCUUCUGCAGCGAGAGCGAUUUUGAUCACUUCUCUUUCACAUCCUCUGAAAGUUUUUACGGGUCCAGCCACCAUCACCACCACCAUCACCACCAUCACCGGCACCUCAUCAGCUCCUGCAAAGGCAGGUGCCCGGCAUCCUAUACUCGGUUUACCACGAUGUUAAAACAUGAAAGAGCGAAACAUGAAAGCCCUGAGGAGCCCCGAAGGCAAAACCUGGACCCUGGUCUUUCUAAACUUGCAUUUUUAGUCAGUCCCGUGCCUUUCCGGAGGAAAAAAAGUUCAACUCCCAAAAAACAGACUGAAAAGGCAAAAUGUAAAACGUCCGUGUUUGAGGCCCUGGACUCUGCCCUGAAAGACAUCUGUGACCAGAUCAAGGCUGAAAAGAGAAGAGGGAGCUUGCCAGACAACAGCAUAUUGCACCGUCUUAUCAGUGAACUAUUGCCAGAUAUUCCUGAAAGGAACUCAUCCCUUAAAGCUCUGAAAAGGAGCCCCAUGCACCAGCCUUUCCACCCACUGCCUCAAGAUGGUGCUAUUCACUGUCCGUUGUACCAGAACGAUUUGGGGAGAAUGCCUCCUAGUGCCUCUUUCCAGGAUGUAGACACCAUCACCAGCUACCACCACCAAGACCAGGAGUGUGCUCUGGGUCUCCAAGAUCACGAGUCCCCAAGAAGUUACUCAUCUUCCACUUUGACUGACUUGGGAAGAAGUGCACCAAGGGAAAGAAGAGGAACUCCAGAAAAAGAGAAAUUGCCUGCAAAAGCUGUUUACGAUUUUAAGGCUCAGACUUCUAAGGAGUUGUCAUUCAAGAAAGGUGAUACCGUCUACAUCCUCAGGAAAAUCGAUCAAAACUGGUAUGAGGGAGAGCAUCAUGGGAGAGUGGGCAUUUUCCCAAUCUCAUACGUAGAGAAACUCUUACCUCCUGAAAAAGCACAACCUGCAAGACCACCUCCCCCAGCCCAGCCUGGAGAAAUCGGAGAAGCUAUAGCCAAAUACAACUUCAAUGCUGACACAAACGUGGAACUCUCCCUGAGGAAGGGGGAUAGAAUUAUUCUUCUUAAAAGAGUUGAUCAAAACUGGUAUGAAGGUAAAAUUCCAGGAACCAACAGACAAGGCAUCUUCCCUGUUUCCUAUGUAGAAGUCAUCAAGAACGCAACCAAAGGUGCUGAAGAUUACCCUGACCCACCAAUACCCCACAGCUAUUCUAGUGACAGAAUCCACAGCCUAAGUUCAAAUAAGCCACAGCGUCCUGUAUUUACUCAUGAAAACAUUCAAGGUGGGGGGGAACCGUUUCAGGCUCUGUAUAACUAUACUCCUAGGAAUGAAGAUGAGCUGGAGCUCAGAGAAAGCGAUGUCAUUGACGUGAUGGAAAAGUGUGAUGACGGAUGGUUUGUGGGAACCUCAAGAAGAACCAAAUUCUUUGGUACUUUUCCCGGAAACUAUGUCAAGAGGCUGUGACUCACUGUCCCUCCUUAUUUAUGCCGCAUUUCAACAACACAUCUGCAUAAACUUGCCUGAACUCUCCCCACAGGCCUCCCGUUGUCAUGCCUUAGGGUUUCCAAUAGAAGUCACUCGCUGUCACCUUCUCCACCUGCCACCAACCCACCAGCAGAGUAGCUACUGCAGCUGAACUUCUGCAGCCGAGCCACAGGAAAUUGGCAGACUUGUUUCAGAUGGAGAAUGCAUACUCCUGCUUCCUGUUCGCAGCCUGGAAACGUCGAUAUGUGGGAUCAGAAAGAAAAUCAUUACACUUAAAAAGGUUUAAAUAUCUGAGGCCAGAAAGCAUUUCAAGGGGCAUUUCUGGUCCACCCUGGAAGAUGUUCUCCCCUCAGGCAACGGGAAGAUUGUUUAUUACUAAAUGCUGUGGUUUGCAUUUUCACAUUCUUAGCUUGGCGGUAUAUUUUCCUUUCACAAGUUUGCCUAGUGUUCUGGUUUACACGAUAUGACAACUGUACAUCGGCUAUCGUUUGCUUGCACUUAUAUGUUGUAAUAUGCACAGUGAUUACAAAAUCUAAAGCAAGAGUAGGAAAGUUAAUUUGGAUGAGUGUGAUUUUUUUUUUUUGAUUGAAUGUGAGUUUUCAAGUAGGAAUCUUUUCCUGCAGUUGUUUUGGGUUUUUUUUUUUUUUUUUUAUUUUUUAGAAGUGCAAACAGUAAGUGAAUAAGAGCCUUUGGUAAUAAUCAUGAGCCUAUAAGAGGUUUAGCUAGAUGACAAAAACAAUAUUGUGUUGUAAAGUUGCAUUGCUAUUUUAUAUUAAAAUGUAAUAAUCAGCAUCAUGAACAAUGAGCGCUUAGUGUUUUAUUUAUCUGAUAAAAUUUAAAUAAAAGCAGUGUUAGUGAGAGGUGCAAAGACUUAUGCUAACAUAGACACUUGAAAGUAUCUGUAAGCAAUAUUCAUAGAUAAGAUUUCACUGUGUGUACACAUAUACAUUUGAGAUUGUACAGAACAGACAAUCCACAUGCUAUAGUGUACAUUUUAUGGAAAUGUAAAAGAAUCCCAUAUAUUAUUUUCUAGAAAUAGAGUACUUCAGAAGCAUCACAAGUAGGUAGUACAGUUGGUUUUAAUAAGGAUCAUGAUCAAUACAGUUAUUUUUACUAUGAUAGUUAUUUUUCUUCUCUGGAACUCAGAAUCCUGGCUACAUCUGAGGACAGGAAUAUGUUGAGCCUGAUUUUCCUGGUGUGUGUAAAUAUUUCCUUGGAAUACAUAAGGCACUUUUUAGAGGCAAUGUUAAAUCAUUCAGUUUCUAUUUUCUGCCCUGCAGUAGAAAUAUGCAAAAUGAUAUUGGGACCUGAAAGAUUUGAUAUGGUUACCAGUGCCUGACUUACACAUACCCUGAGAACUAGCCUUGUAUAUCUUAUGACUUUGCAUAAGAACUAUUCAUAUUUGGAUCUCAGCACCUUCUAGAUCACACUUUAUAUGGCAAUUUCUUUCUGUGGCCAGUGGUUAACCUUUUCACAAUGUACGUAGUCUUUAGAAUUUUGUACAUGUGUUAGUCCUUCUUUUGUACAGACUAUUUAGUUGUUGAGAAAACAGGGGAUUUUCCUAAUUCAUUCUUUACCCUUCACGUAAACUAAGCAGACUAUCCUUUACCUGCCCCACAGACCACAGCACGCCUUGAUAGUGCAAUUCUGUAAGAUAGCGUUUAUGCAAAAGUUUAUGAACUUGAAAGAUCUUAGCAGCCAAACUGAAAUGUACAUAAAUACUGAUUACGGAGGAAUUUCAUUAAGAAGAUAAGGAAAUAUCUUUGGGUAGCCUACCUUGAUUACUAUCAAGUUCACAACUGGGUUUAUAUUUAAAAAGGUUUCGAUUCGGGUUUGAAAUUGAGUCAACUGCAUGCAGCUUUGCUGAUCAAUGAAUAAUUAUCUCUGAUGGCAUUUAUGAGAAAAGACUUCAAUAUCUGUUGCCUGUCAUAUUUAACAAGAAUUGCUGUUUCUACUCUGUAUCUGAUUUUAAAGAAAACUAUUUGUACCUGGCUUUCAGGUAAUUGACUUUGAAUUCUUACAAGCAAAGGUCAUUGUGUUUUUCUUGAAUAGACAGCUAAUAAAUUUUGCUUGGAAGUA
Talpa occidentalis (Iberian mole) is the source of this 6308-nucleotide messenger RNA. RefSeq names its product sorbin and SH3 domain containing 2 (gene SORBS2). NCBI's taxonomy places the organism in Eukaryota, Metazoa, Chordata, Mammalia, Eulipotyphla, Talpidae. The transcript has 26 exons. The coding region runs from base 201 to 4208 and encodes 1335 amino acids. Gene Ontology annotation, biological process: Notch signaling pathway. Gene Ontology annotation, molecular function: protein binding. The record is from RefSeq and is a predicted model, not a curated record. Gene Ontology annotation, cellular component: synapse; dendrite; plasma membrane.